Molecule: messenger RNA, 912 nt
Organism: Colletotrichum abscissum
Lineage: Eukaryota; Fungi; Ascomycota; Sordariomycetes; Glomerellales; Glomerellaceae
Product: protein transporter sec-13
Exons: 4
Coding region: 1-912 (303 amino acids)
Biological process (GO): positive regulation of TOR signaling; protein import into nucleus; COPII-coated vesicle budding
Cellular component (GO): COPII vesicle coat; nuclear pore outer ring
Molecular function (GO): structural molecule activity; protein binding
Source: RefSeq, a predicted model, not a curated record
AUGGCGUCUGCCCAGGUCAUAUCGAAUUCUGGCCACGAUGAUAUGAUUCACGAUGCCGUCCUCGAUUACUACGGACGUCGCCUUGCGACAUGCUCAAGCGACCGCACCAUCAAAAUAUUCGAAAUCGACGGGGACUCCCAACGACUUGUCGAGACCCUGAAAGGACAUGAUGGUGCAGUUUGGUGCGUUUCAUGGGCGCACCCCAAGUAUGGAAAUAUACUGGCCUCCGCAGGUUACGACGGCAAGGUCUUCAUCUGGAGGGAACAGAACAAUCAGUGGCAGAAGAUUUUCGAUUUCGCUCUGCACAAAGCUUCCGUCAAUAUCGUCUCUUGGUCACCACACGAGUCUGGGUGCCUCCUGGCGUGCGCUUCUUCGGACGGCAACGUAAGCAUACUCGAGUUCCGCGACAACAGCUUCGACCAUGUGACAUUCCCAGCCCACGGGUUGGGCGUCAACUCCGUCUCAUGGGCCCCAGCCACGGCCCCUGGAAGCAUUGUCAGCAGUUCUCCUGGUCCUGGUUCAGCUGGGGUGAGGCGAUUUGUCACGGGCGGCUGUGAUAACUUGCUCAAAGUUUGGGUUUUCGAUUCAGCAUCGCAGUCGUACAAGCAGGAGCAGGAGCCUCUUGCCGGUCAUACAGACUGGGUUCGUGACGUAGCAUGGUCGCCGACGGUCUUGCAGAAGUCAUACAUUGCGUCAGCCUCCCAAGACAAGACGGUUCGCAUUUGGACGUCGGAUUCGUCGAGCCGUGGACAAUGGAACUGCAAGGUCCUCAACUUCGAUGCAGCUGUGUGGAGAGUCAGCUGGUCUCUGAGCGGCAAUGUGCUCGCGGUCAGCGGAGGUGACAACAAGGUCUCGUUGUGGAAGGAGAACCUCAGAGGCGAGUGGGAGUGUGUCAAGAGCAUCGAGGAAUAA